CCCCCGGGCUCGCUGCUCACCCACCAUGCUAGAACCGGACAAUACCCAGCCCUCAAGACCAAAGAAAAGAUACAGUCGCCGGGCACGCACAGGAUGCGAAACGUGCCGGAUCCGCCGAGUCAAAUGCGACGAGAGUCCCGGCUCAUGCCGCAACUGCACCUCGACGGGCCGAAAAUGCGAGGGAUACAGUAUGACGCGCCUCCCAAGAUGGCGAAACCGCAACAGCAACCGCAACCAGCCGGGGCUGGGACUGGGACUUGUCGAGGCCGACUUGGGCGCUGCCCUUGCAGGCAAAACGUCUGAUGAGCGGCGGUGCUUCCACAUCUUCCAGAACCAGACGAUUCCCAUGUUCGUUAGCCUGUUUGACUCGGCGGAUAUAUGGCAUGUUGUGCUCCAGAUGUGCCAGAGCGACCCCUCGGUUUGUUACGCGGUCGUUGCGUUCAGCGCACUGCACGAGGGGACACUUGUGCGCCACGGAUACGUCCGCUCGCCAGAUAACCCGUUUAGGGACUUUGCUUUGAAGCAGCAUGGCAAGGCGCUGGGCUCAUUGGCACGGCGACUCGGGUCCAAUGAUCCCGAGAUGAGGAGCGUUGCCCUUGUCUGCUGCGUGGUCUUUGUCCUGUUCGAGCUCCUCAAUAACAACUACAACGGCAUAAUCUUGCACAUCCAGAAUGGAGUCAACGUCUUGGCCAAUGCAAAAGGCGCAACUGCUCGGGCGUCUGUGAUCAGCGGGGCAGUCCAUCCGUCCUGUUCAAGGAACAGCUCCGAGUUUGAAGUGGCCUUGCGGCGAACCUUUGCCCAUAUAGACGUCCAUUCGUCCCCCUUUGAAUGGGCUCGGAUCGCUCCCAGCGUCGAUCGACACUUUGCCAAUGUGAUCGACCUCGACUCGUGCCCCGUCUGGUUUGACAGCCUCAACGGCGCGAGAGAGACGCUCGACCCCCUCAUCAACAACGUCUUUGCUCUCUGGAGACUGGCGCAGCCCAUCCUGCGGAUGGGGCAGUCAGGCCCCGGCCCUAGUUACCACAAUCUAAUGGCAGAACAGCACAAAAUGAGAAUGUACCUGUCGCGCCACGUAGCAGCAUUUGACACGUUCCUAGCCCUCCACCACCCUCCUCUAGCGACCCACCGGGAACUGCGCAGCCGAGACGUAAUCCGGCUGCACCACCUCGUGCUCUACAUCAACAUCGAGGCCUGCACAAGCCUCUCCGAGAUGAUCUUCGACAACUUUCCGCGCGAGUGGACGGAAGCAGUCGACCUCGCCGACGGCAUAAUCACGAGCUACAUCACCGAGUUCGGCGCGAACCUGCCCAACCUGGUCAUCGACCUCGGCGUCAGCCUGCCUCUCAGCUGGAUCUCGCUCAAGUGUCGGGACUUCACCCUCCGCCAACGCGCAAUCGACCUCCUCCGCCUGUGGCCGCACUCUGAGGGGCUGCACAAUACGACCCUCCUCAUGAACCUGGGCCAGGCAGCGUGUGAUGUCGAGACCGAAGCGCUGGACCCCGUUACUGGUGUCGUUCCUGAGGAGGGCCGCAUACGAACCGUCGAUAUCCAGAUCGAUCAGGAGGAGGGUCAGGGAACGGUGAAACUGAGUUACUGGUUGUCGGACCCGCGAGCACAGCAUUUGGUUAGGCGUGACCGUGUGUUUGAAUUCGAGGGGCCUAAACGGUUCAAGAUGCCCAGGAAACCAAACCCGCAACCAAUGGAGACUUCUUGGUCCUCGGUGUCCAGGCCUUGUUACGCGAUAACAUAAGACAAAUGUGACCAAUCUCAUACCAUACUUGCACUUGUUUUUUCAAGGAUAGUUAAGGUUACUAUUACUAUAUCUUACUGUUCUACUUUUGCUCCGUCCAUCAAGCCCUGUGGGGAAUAACUAUCUAGGGAUAACCUUUCAUUAGGCACUUGUACCAGUGCUAAGCGUGCUCCGAUUCGUCCAACAUAUGGAGCUCGGAAAGCUACGAAUUUGUCCUUGACGAGUGGAGAUUCAGAUCCCUUCGGUGGUCGAUCGGCGCGCGACCCUGGUAGGACCGGGGCAGCAGCGAACUUACGGGUAUCCAGCACAACCUGGGUUCGUCAAAGGCGUGUCCCACCUCCCCAAGGUUCAGAAGCUAC
Molecule: messenger RNA, 2109 nt
Organism: Aspergillus calidoustus
Lineage: Eukaryota; Fungi; Ascomycota; Eurotiomycetes; Eurotiales; Aspergillaceae
Source: the annotation of a GenBank genome assembly